AUGGCUACGCCCAAAUUUUUUAUCCUAUUAUUUUUUGUGGUACAUGGUGUCCAUUCUUUGUGUCAAUACGAAAAGGAUGAGACUACCAAAGUGUUAUCCAAAACCCAAAUGUCGUGUAAAAUCAGGACGUUGGAACGUAGUUCCGAAAACUUUUCAAAUUUAGGUGUCACCAGCCAAAAAUUAGAAGUUUUGACCAAAUUCAACAUAUCUUGUAACGAGAUGUUGCUCUUCGAGAGCAACAUCGGGGACGGUUUGUUCCUGAUAUUCCAGGCUUUAAACGAGUUGAAUAUAGAAAAUUGUAAGUUUUUAUUCUUACCUAAAUUUGCAUUUAACGGUUUGAGCCAACUUAAAAAACUAUCAGUGAAAUCUAAUAACCAACUCUGGGGCGCUAAUAAAAACUUGAACAUAUCCCAAGAGUCGUUCCAGGGUUUGAACGAACUCCAAAGCCUAAACCUGGCAGGUAAUAAUAUAAAUUUGUUGCAACAGAAUACUUUGUGUCCUUUAAAAUCUUUGCAGACUUUAAAUUUGACUGAUAAUCGUAUCAAAUCUGCAAACGAGUUAGGGUUUUCUGCAGGUGCAGAACGUUGUUCUGGAGGCGAAGAAUUGGUGACUUUGGAUCUGAGUUACAACAGGUUGGCAAAUAUUGGUGAUUUUUGUCAAAUUUCGAAAUUAAGGCGUUUGCAACAACUGCACUUGCAGCAUAAUAAUAUUACAGACGUGUCCAGUGAAAGUUUGAUAGGUUUGACUAGUCUAAGGAUCCUAAAUUUGUCGUUCAACAAACUUGAAAGUUUACCAAAUUUGUUGUUAUUCAAUUCAAGAGAAAUCAGGGAGAUUCAUUUGCAAAACAAUUUGUUAUUCGAGUUACCCAAAGGUUUGUUUUAUCGUUUGGAACAACUUUUGGUGCUUGAUUUGAGUUCUAAUCAACUGUCCAGCCAUCAUAUUGAUGAAAAUAUUUUUACAGGUUUGAUCAGACUUAUUGUUUUGAAUUUAUCCAACAACGCGUUGACACGUAUAGACUCCAAAACCUUCAAAGAUUUGUUCUUUCUACAAAUUUUGGAUUUAAAAAACAACUCCAUCGGAUACGUUGACGAAAACGCUUUCCUACCUUUGUACAACUUGCAUACCUUAAACUUGGCUGAAAACAGGUUGCACCAAAUCGAUAACAACUUGUUCAACGGUUUAUUUGUUUUAAGCAAACUGACUUUAAAUAACAACUUGAUCAACUCCAUAGACAUCAACGCUUUUAAAAAUUGCUCGGAUUUAAAACAACUCGAUUUGAGUUCUAACCAAAUCACCAGGAUUCCUAAAGCAAUCCAGGAUUUGCAGAUGCUUAAAAGUUUAGACUUGGGCGAAAACUUGAUUGAAAAUGUUGAGAACGACAGUUUCAAAAAUUUAAACCAACUUACAGGUUUGAGGUUAAUAGACAAUCGUAUAGGCAACUUGUCCAAACCAAUGUUCCAAAAUUUACCAAACUUGCAGGUUUUGAAUUUGGCUAAAAACAAAAUCCAGCAAAUUGAUAGGGAUACUUUUGAUGGUAACCAGAAUUUAGAAGCUAUACGCCUGGAUAAAAAUUUUCUAAUGGACGUUGAUGGUAUUUUUUCAAGUCUGUUGAACCUACUGUGGUUGAAUUUGUCGGAGAACAAUUUGAUUUGGUUUGAUUACGCUUUUGUACCAUUUAACCUAAAGUGGUUGGAUAUCCACAACAACUAUAUAGAAGUUCUGGGUAACUACUACAAAAUCCAGGACAAGUUGAAACUAAAAACUUUAGAUGCUAGUCAUAACAUAUUGACGGAAAUUUCUAACCUGAACAUACCUGAUAGCGUAGAAUUAUUGUUUAUAAAUAAUAAUUUUAUUAGGAAAAUCCACGCUAACAGUUUUUACGAUAAAAAGUACCUAACCAGGAUUGAUUUGUACGCGAAUGAAAUCAAACAAAUGGAUUUGAAUAGUUUGAAGUUGCCUAAGGUUUUGGAAAACUCUGGUGGCAAAACCAACACAGAAAUUUACCUAAGUGGUAACCCUUUCCGUUGUGAUUGCAGCAUGGACUUUUUGCUGAAUAUAAAUAAUAUUUCCAACAACGAUUUGAUAACGCACAGGUAUCCCAAAAUCAUGGACUCGGAGAACAUUGUGUGCAACGUUGAAAACAAUGUAAGAACCAGCAAAACUUUACAACUAAAAACAAUGAAAUCCUCAAACUUCUUGUGCGAGUACAAGUCCCACUGUUUCGUCUUGUGCCAUUGUUGUGACUUUUUUGCUUGCGAUUGUGAAAUGAUAUGCCCAUCAAACUGCAAAUGUCUAAACAAUCUCAACUGGUCCACCAAUAUUGUAGAUUGUGGAAGUUCUGCCAAUAAUGGCACCAGUAGUACAGAGAUACCAAAAAAUAUACCCAUUUACGCAACUGAAAUUUAUUUGGAUGGUAAUAUUUUCCAGAAACUUGACAACCAUGUUUUUAUUGGACGCAAAAACUUGCAAAAGUUGUAUUUGAACUCGAGCAACGUCGAGGUGAUUAGUAAUGAAACUUUUGCUGGUUUACUCAACUUGCAAACUUUGGACUUGUCUAAUAAUAAACUACAAGUGUUUAAGGGUUUUGAAUUUGUUAACUUGGACGCGUUAAAAGAACUAUAUUUACAAAAUAAUCAGUUAACCCAUAUUGAUAACACGACUUUCAAGGGCUUGACCAGUCUGGAGGUUUUAAGACUGGAUGGCAACAAAUUAGUCAACUUCGUUGACUUGAACAUGAAAACCAUGCAAAAAAUUUGGCUAGGUUUAAACCAGUAUGCAUGCCGUUGCGAAAACUUGCAAAAAAUCGCUAGUUUUGUCCAAAACAACCUGCUAAAAAUCCAAGACUUAUCCAAUUUACACUGCGUUUCAGAUGGCGUCAUCCAACGUUUGAACAUCGAAUCCGACAAAAACAAACGUCUGGUAGUAUUAAAGGACCAGAAACUACACAUGCAUGACCUGGAUGAAGACUUCAAACCCUUUUUGAAGACUGCUAAAGAUGUGAAAUCCACUGAUGAUAAAAACUUUACAGAACGCUUGUUGUACAAUUUACCGAAAGUUGGUAAGAAUUUGCAGCAGCUGCAAAAUCUGACAGCAACUACUCAUACUUUAGAGAAUAACACGACAACAGGUGCCAUUAGGCAACAGAAUUGUGUCAACGUAAACGCCAAGGCUGAUAUGUACGAUUUUGAAAACUACGAGGAAAACAAUUACUCGUCUGCGACGACUUGUACGCCUUCUCCAAAAUUUGCCAAAAAGAACAUGAGGAAGUUCCAGGAAAAGGAAAAACCUUACACGCAACGUCCAAAUUCCUCAAAUGCCACUGAACACAUCUACUCCAGCAUAGACUCGGAUUAUUCCACCUUAGAACGAAGAAAUCUACGCCAAAAUAACUUCGAUCCAAAUUUCGGUCAGCAUCCUCCUAAUUUUGGUCAACUGCCUCCGAAUUUUGGACAAGUUCCUCCGCCUAAUUUUGGGCAAAUCGACCCUAGUUUGGUGGGUCAAUUUACGCCCAAUAGGGCGAAUAGUCCUAAUAAUUUCUUGGAUAGGCAGUCGCCCAAUUUUAUGAAUCAGAAUUUUAAUCAUAGUUUAAGACAGGCCAGUCAGAGGGGCAGGGGCGGUGAUAAUUCUAGGCAUGUCCAGGCUUAUCUGGUCUGA
Messenger RNA from Ctenocephalides felis (cat flea), 3654 nucleotides. Its product is annotated as toll-like receptor 7. The coding region runs from base 1 to 3654 and encodes 1217 amino acids. Gene Ontology annotation, cellular component: extracellular matrix; extracellular region. The transcript has 2 exons. Lineage: Eukaryota; Metazoa; Arthropoda; Insecta; Siphonaptera; Pulicidae. Gene Ontology annotation, molecular function: ion channel inhibitor activity; protein binding. The record is from RefSeq and is a predicted model, not a curated record.